Molecule: messenger RNA, 1090 nt
Organism: Poecilia reticulata (guppy)
Lineage: Eukaryota; Metazoa; Chordata; Actinopteri; Cyprinodontiformes; Poeciliidae
Source: RefSeq, a predicted model, not a curated record
UUUACACUUUAGCUUUCUAAACAACAUGAAGUGGUUAGUGAUACUUCUCAUGUUCAGCCAUAGUUCAUCUGCAGAAACACACUUUCUGAAGAUUUACUUCACUGGAUCCUCUGGGCUCACAAACUUCCCUCCAUUUGAAAUUCUCGGAAGAUUAGAUGACAUCGAGAUAGCUUAUUGUAACAAGAAAAUAAUUGAUGUAAAAUUAGACUGGGUGCAGAAAGCAUUUACUGAUGAUCCAAAACUAUUUGAGUUUGUCAAAAGUGCUUGUUUCAUCAGUAAUCCUGCCUUCUUUACAUAUAUAAUCGCUGAGCUUAUGAAGAACUUCAAUCAAACUGAAGGUAGCCAUACUCUCCAGAGGGUAGGAGGCUGUGAACUGAACAUUGAAACUAAAGCAUUUAAGGGCUUUUUGAAGUACGGUUAUGAUGGAGAAGACUUUCUUGAAUUUGACUUAAAUGGACUGAAAUGGAUUGCUCUGAGAAAAGAGGCUGUUUUUCUCAAACUGCUUUGGGAUACGGAUACACAAGAUCUCGAAUUUCACCAUUAUCUGCUCACAGAUCUAUGCUAUGGGGCUUUUAAUGCCUCGUUGGUCUCUGGACAAAGCUCUUUGUUUAAAACAGAUCACCCCUCAGUGUCUCUCCUUCAGAAGACUCCCUCCUCUCCANCCCCCUCUAUUCUCAAAUAUUAUAUUUUACCCUCAGUGUUUCUCCUCCAGAAAACACCUGCCUCUCYUGUCAGCUGCCAUGCAACAGGUUUCUAUCCUAAUAAAGCUGUCAUAUUCUGGAGUAGAGAUGGAGAAAAGAUACAUGAGAAUGUUGACCCCUUUGAGUUUCUCCCCAACAAUGAUGGGACAUUUCAAAUGACUGUCAACCUGAAUGUUUCGUCAUUCAAGAGUGAAGACUGGAGUAGGUUUAACUGCAUUUUUCAGUUUUCCAAUUUUCAGGAAAACAUAACCAUCGCACUGGAUAAAGCCAUUAUCAAGACAAAUUAUGUUUCAGCAGGUGGCUUCUUAAGGAUAUUUGUGGUACCUGUCACUGGAGCUUCUUUUCUUCUGGCGYUUUCUGUAUUUUGGACUAAAAUAAGGAAAUGGUAA